Messenger RNA from Zootermopsis nevadensis, 2881 nucleotides. RefSeq names its product leptin receptor gene-related protein. Gene Ontology annotation, biological process: late endosome to vacuole transport via multivesicular body sorting pathway. The record is from RefSeq and is a predicted model, not a curated record. Lineage: Eukaryota; Metazoa; Arthropoda; Insecta; Blattodea; Termopsidae. Gene Ontology annotation, cellular component: endosome.
GGCAAAUAAUGUAAAUAAGGCAACAGGGUAGGUUCAUGACGUAAUCCUCAUCUUCUGUCAUAUGUUUCAAAUAUGGCUGGUGUUAAAGGGCUUGUCACUUUGGCCUUUGCUGGUUCAAUUGGUAUGACACUAGUAAUACUAGGGUGUGCCUUACCUGACUACAAAGUCUGGUGGACAUUCUUUGUGGUACUUUUUUAUGUUCUGUCCCCUCUGCCAACCCUCAUAGCUCGACGUUACAUAGAGAAUUCUGGCUCCAGUAGCACAGCUGCAUAUGAGUUUGCUAUAUUUUUAACAAUGGGAUUUGUAGUCUCUUCAUUUGCACUACCCAUUGUCCUGGCUAGGUCUCCAGAACAUGAACCAGUGAUAAAGUGGGGAGCUUGCUACCUUACUCUGGCAGGGAAUGUGGUUGUCUAUGCAACUUUGCUUGGCUUCUUUAUGACGUUUGAGGCUGAAGAUACAGACUACAAUAUGUGGUGAUUGGUUCUAAUGGAAGUCUAUCAAAAAUAAAUCUUCAGGAAGGAAAUCCAGAGGUACAUGAUGCAUGAUUCAUAUAAGGAAAAUAAAAUAAAAAUGUGACAAAAGGACUUGGAAAUAUACUUUUUGUUUAUUUGAGUGUGCUGAGUGAAAGGACAUUGUUAUCUGUUCCUUAACAUGAGACACAGGAAGUAAUUUAUAGUAAAAUUAAUUGUUUUAGGAAGUGUUAAAUGAUAAGAGAAAUAGUGCACUGAUUGGUACAUAACCUGUGCUUUAAAAGUAAACUUCUCGUGCAUUAUACUACAGUUGUAGAGCUGAGGGGUGACAAAAGUUUUAGUUUAGAGGUGAAGUUACUAGAGGCACAGAUUACCAUUUUUUUUGUAAGUAAAAGAAGCAUACUAAAAAUUACAAGCAACUGAGUAUCUAGCUUGAAACUGAUCAGAAACCAGAAACAUGGGAUGUUUAAUAAAUUGAAUCCUUUCUUCAAAUUAUGUGAUGGUUGAUAAAAGACACCAGUCUUCAGAACAUCUGAAGCAAAUCCCCUAAAAUUCCAAGGAACAUAUAAAACAUUUGCCUGUUUCUAUUGUAAUAUUCUUCUUCCAGAUUUGAAUUAUUUCUAUGCCUCUAACAAUCUUGAAUUCUUACAAUCACUGUAGUUUUAGCAGAGAAUAUUAUAGUGUGCUCAAAAGGUAUGGGAAGAAAAUAUUGUUCACAAGCUGGAGAAGCUGUGGUAAUAAGUUACAUAAAAUGAUGAAUGAUUAAUAAGAAACUGAGCUGGAAGAUGAUAACAUAGAAAUUGUAACUGCCUUGAUGAUAGUAAAUGUUUUAAGUGAGAACAUUAAGGACACACACACUGCUGCUGUAACUGAAUGCCUUCUAAUGUUGUUUCUCAUACCUUUGUUUUUAUCAUACUGGAUUAAAAUGAAUCAUGCAGUAUUGUGUUUAACUUUAUACAACAUGGCCAUCCUGUUUCAUUAUUAAUCUGUUUAGAAUUGAAGACUUGGGGUCCACUUCCAUUCUUUGGACUGUGGUUCUGAUGCCUAGGCAAUAUCAUUAUUGUUGAUUUAUGUCUCUCACAGAUUUUAAUCCUUUCUACACUUAGAAAUACAGACCACUUUUAUAUUAUUAAUGUGACUAUAACCUUCUAGCCAUGUCGUUGUUGGAAAGUGUUUGUGGCAUUUUUAGAAUAAAUUAUGCAGCAAUAAUACAGAAGGAAUGCAACUGUUUUCUAAAUUAAGCUGUGUGUACGUGGAAAUAGUUAGUGGUAUUGUAAGAAAUUGGUAAGUUUGCUUUUCCAGGCAGUAAAUGGCAACGCAGUUGUUCUGUUCUACUUGUUGGAGUGUGCAAUUGAGUAUUACGGUGUUCCCAUGAUCUACAUAAUAGCAGUUAAUAAAAUUUGCACAAUGUGUGUAGAAGUCUUAUAGGAAUCUUCAUGUGGUUGCAUGUAACCCCACAGCAGUCCUUUCUGUUUAGUGUAGUCCAUGGAAGUUGAAUGAGUUCUCAGUGUUAGGAUCAUGAGUUUAAUGUGGAUGUAUAUAUAGAACAAGGUUCCAGAUGGUCUGAAUCACAACAUAUCAAAGUGUCAAAACAGGAGAUUUCAAAAUGUUCACAACAUACUGGAAAGGUACACUUACUAAAGGAAUGAAGCCCUAAUUGUGGAUUUUUCAUACUUAGGUCCAGUUUGUGUUGUCCCAGUUAAGUAUUUCUGUUUUGAAUUUUAUAUACUCAUGAUUUUCUGGAGUUUCAAAUCAGAUCCUCCUGGAGAGAGUGUUUAGAAUAAUAAAACAACUUGUCUGUAUUCUGAACCCAUUAACAACGAAUGUGCAUAAUUUCACACCUUUUCUUUUAAGAAGUUACUCUUGGUGGCCUUUUAAUUUUUGGUAUUUGAAAACCUCCAGUUUGAUAUAACCCAGAGCUUGGCAUUCAACAUUAAGGCAAUGGCUGUGAAAGUCCACUGUUGCACCAUGAUAUGAACUAAACAGAACACAUAGGCUUUAGUAAGAUUUGAGGUUUUCAUGGCAGUGAGUCUGAAGAUGGCUGUCUUCUGGGUUGCUCCACCGUGUAGUCAGGUAUAAGUUUACCAACAUUCCAGAGGUCCAUGCUGCCUGCAUUGAUGAUCACCCUGAUGAUGAAGGUAGCAUGGAACUCUGAAACAUUGGUAAACUUAUACCAGACUACACGGUGCAACAACCCAGAAGACAACCAUCUUCACAUUGGCUUUUUAAAUGAUGAAACAUACCACCACAAUGUUACUUAAGUUAAAAUGCUUUAUAUUCUUGUUUAUAAAAAUUCUUAUUGUUAAUUGAGUUUGCUUUUUAUGUAUAAUAUUCUAAGCUAAAUUACAUCAUACACUGUUCAUUGUAACCAAUGUAUAUAAUAAACAUAUGUCGUAGUAACAUCCCUUUAA